AUGGCUAGGACUAGGCAAACAACUCCACAAACAAAAGAGGAAAGGCUUAGAAAAAAACGGGAAGCAGAAAGAAGGAGGUAUUACUGCUUAAAACAGGAUCCUGUCGGAAGAGAGCAACUCAGGCAAAAAGAAAUCGCCCAAUACUUGAGAAAAAAGGAAAAAGAAGUCAUAAAACCCAUUGAAGACCUAAGUGAAAGGGACAAGAGAAGAAAACGAAAACAAUGGAGAGAAUAUUCUCAGAAGUACAGAAACAAGAAAAGACAGAUAAGAAUGGAAAAUGAACGUCUAGUACGUAGAAUGCAUGAAGACACGCCACCGUUGUCAGAAGAAGAACGAGAAAGUCUACCUACUACGCCUGAAAAUCACCAAAGGGUUUCGGGAAAAAGAAGGUACGCAACAAAUAGGAAAAGGAGAAGCCGUGAAAACAAAUACAAACACGAAUUAAUCAAGAAGCUGCAGCUUAAAGUACAAAAAUAUAAGCAAAGGUAUCAUAGGCUGAAAAACAUAAAAUUAAAUAAAAAUGAUCCAUCCUCACCCAGAGGCAGGGCCAUACAAAUACUGGAUGAAGAUAAAAAAAUAGUCGCAAAAAAAUUGCUUUUUGCUGAAGUAAUGUCCGACCAAUUAAAACAAAAUUAUGAAAACCUAAAUAGCACGAAGCAAAAGCAAAUCUUUAGAAAUGUUGUAAGUGGAGAGAUAGUAAAAAAAUAUCGUGUAAAAAAAUGUGUAAAAGCCCUUCUGCAUGGGAGCAAUAUUUUAGACGGUAAAGAAAAUGAUAUUUUACAGUACUCUACAAAGAGGCGAUCUGAUCCCCAGAAAAUUAAUGCAAUUUGGAGGUUUUUAGACAAUGAUCUUCAUAGCAAACUAUGUCCAGAAAAAAGAGACUACUGCAAGAGAAACAAGGUGAUAAAACAAAAGCGAUAUCUAUGUAACACAAUGCGUAAUUUGCAUAAAGAGUUUUCUAUUCGUUAUCCUAAUAUGCCAGUUAGUUACUCAUUUUGGUGUAAGAAUCGACCAUUUUGGAUUGUCCCACGAAAAGUAACAUCUCGCGACACGUGUGGAUGCACAUGUUGCUUUAAUAUGGCUUUAUUAGUUCAAGCUUUAAAUAGGAUGAAAGUCCUUACAGAAGGUAAUGUUUCCGAGGUCACCAGAACAUUUUGUUGUGCACAAAAAACUGAAAAAUGUUUACUUCGCGAAUGCCUAAAAUGCAAAGAUAAUACGAUUUCUUAUAAACCAUAUCAAAGCACUGAAGUCGGACAUUUUUUCAAAUGGACUACGAGAAAAGAGUCUUAUUUUGAUAAGUACCAGAAGCAAAAGAGUAUUACUAAAACCAUCAAGCAAAAGCUUAUCAUGCCUUUGAACGAAAUGAUUUUUGAGUUUGAAGGAUCAAUCAUAAACUUCUUGAAACAUAAAGGUAGAUCUCUGCAUCAGUAUAACCAAAUUUCUAAGAAAAAGGAAAGUUUGAUGCCGAAUGAAGUCAUGAUCCACGUGGAUUUUAGCGAGAACUAUUCAUUAAAACAUGCGGAGGAAACUCAAGCAUUUCACUUUGGUGGUUCGCGCCAACAGAUUUGCCUCCAUACUGUAGUUAUCUAUUUCAAGUCCAAUGGCAUUGUUCACUCGAAGUCAUUUUGCACACUGUCCCAGAGUCUGAAGCAUGAUGUAUCAGCAAUCUGGGCACACCUUCAACCGAUCUUGUCAUACAUUUCAGAAGUUCAUGUUGCAGAUACACUUAUCUUUGUCAGCGAUAGCCCUGCCACGCAGUAUCGGAAUAAAACUAUGUUUUAUUUCCUGGCGAAUAAACUCCACCAUUUAUAUCCAAAAAUCAAGGAGUGCUCUUGGAAUUAUUGGGAGUCUGGACACGGCAAGGGUGCUCCAGAUGGUGUUGGUGGAGUCACAAAGCGAACCGCUGAUAGGCUUGUGGCUGAAGGAAAAGAUAUAAGUUCAUAUGAAAUCCUUCUUAAUAGUCUGCAGAAUAAUAUCAAAAACAUAACCUACUUUUCAAUUGACGAUGCAGAUAUAAAUAAAAUCAGUGAUUUAAUCAAGAAGGACAGCAUAAAGCCUUUUGUCGGCACAAUGCAGGUGCAUCAAGUCAAAGUUGAGGAUUACACUGCAGGACUGUUAAGAUUUUUCAGGUUGAGCUUAUUUGAUGUUCAAAGUACGAGUUAUUUUUGUGGAAUCUUAGAUUACUCUGAUGAAGACAAUGGAUACACCCAGAUAGAGCCAGAAGUUAGCAGCGACUCUGAUGAUGAUUUGCCCUUAAGUAACCUUGUCAUAAAAAGAAGAUGCAAAGAAUUCAUUACAAUGACGUCUACUCUGAUGAUGAAGCCGGCCCAAGCUCAAAAAUAUAUCAACAAGAUUUGGUGCCAAGUAACAUUAUAA
Molecule: messenger RNA, 2376 nt
Organism: Acanthoscelides obtectus
Lineage: Eukaryota; Metazoa; Arthropoda; Insecta; Coleoptera; Chrysomelidae
Source: the annotation of a GenBank genome assembly